Molecule: messenger RNA, 824 nt
Organism: Zymoseptoria tritici IPO323
Lineage: Eukaryota; Fungi; Ascomycota; Dothideomycetes; Mycosphaerellales; Mycosphaerellaceae
Product: 60S ribosomal protein L9
Exons: 3
Coding region: 48-629 (193 amino acids)
Biological process (GO): cytoplasmic translation
Cellular component (GO): cytosolic large ribosomal subunit; ribosome
Molecular function (GO): rRNA binding; structural constituent of ribosome
Source: RefSeq, a predicted model, not a curated record
CGAACUAACCCAAUCACCCGCCCGCACAGCCAACACACUCGCCCAACAUGCGGUACAUCUACUCCCAGGAGUCGCUGGACAUUCCAGAGGGCGUCAAGGUCCACAUCAAGACCCGCCAGGUCACCGUCGAGGGCCCCCGCGGCAAGCUCGUGAAGGACCUUGGACAUUUGGCCGUCGCCUUCUCCAAGCCGUCCGCCGGCAAAAUCAACAUCGAACUGCACCACGGCUCGCGCAAGAACGUCGCCACCCUCCGAACCGUCCGUACCCUCAUCAACAACAUGAUCAUCGGUGUUACCAAGGGCUUCAAGUACAAGAUGCGAUACGUCUACGCUCAUUUCCCCAUCAACGUCAACUUGGACAAGGACAACGAGACUGGUCUGUGGGAGGUUGAGAUCAGGAACUUCUUGGGCGAGAAGAUUGUGCGCAAGGUCAUGAUGCAACCCGGUGUCGACGUCGAGGCCAGCAAGAACGUCAAGGACGAGCUCCUCCUCCAAGGCAACUCCCUCGAGGCCGUGUCACAGUCCGCCGCGGACAUUCAGCAGAAGUGCCGAGUCCGAAACAAGGAUAUCCGAAAGUUCUUGGACGGUCUGUACGUGAGCGAGCGUGGCAACAUCGAGGAGGAGGCAUAGAGGCAGUUUGUGUCUGUGGGAAAAUGAAAGCGUUGAUUCCUUACUACACAUUGUGUCGAUUUCUCCCUCCAUGGGGCCUGGGGUACACGGCGCAUUCUGAGUGGGCAAUGACGGGCAGCUGUCAUGAUGUUCUUCUUUUGAGCGAGAGAGCAUGCAUGCAGAAGAUAGCCUUCGUGAAUGAAAGUUCUAAGCUCA